ACAUUGUUUCGUGGUUUCUCCUCAAUUGCUGAAGAUCGAGAUCAGGCGGCGGAACCCUUCUCGACUUGCAACUCCCGAACGCUGUUGUCAUUAUGACUUUUAAGAGAAGAAACGGCGGACGUAACAAGCAUGGUCGUGGCCAUGUUAAGUUUAUUCGCUGCUCCAAUUGCGGUAAAUGCUGUCCGAAGGAUAAGGCUAUCAAGAGAUUUCUUGUGAGGAACAUAGUUGAACAAGCUGCAGUUAGAGAUGUUCAAGAAGCUUGUGCUUUUGAACAAUACACUCUUCCAAAACUGUACGUGAAGAUGCAGUACUGUGUUUCUUGUGCAAUUCACUCGAAGGUUGUCAGAGUUCGCUCAAGGGUUGACAGGAGGAACCGUGAACCUCCAAAGAGAUUCUCUCGUCCAAGAGAUGAUCUUCCCAAACCUGGUCAAGCACCCCGCCCAGGUGGUGCUGCUGGCCCAGCUCCUGUGCGUACAUGAAGAUGAAGAUAAAGAUGAAGAUGCUGAUGAUUCUCUAUGAAUGAUUAUUAGCCUUGAAGUUAAUUUUGGGUAUGUUUUUGUUAUGGCUUCUUCAUUUAGCUUUCUUUAGCCUAGCAUUGGUCUGGUGCAUGUUGUCAAUGUUAUUCCAUGACAAGUAUUUUGGAAAUCUUUAAUUUUAUAAGAUAAUUUUGUUUGUUAUUUUUAUUCUGUUACAUAUAUUUGUCUUCGAGUUUAAAUCGGGAAAAGAUCUG
This is a messenger RNA of Lactuca virosa, 730 nucleotides long. The record is from the annotation of a GenBank genome assembly. Lineage: Eukaryota; Viridiplantae; Streptophyta; Magnoliopsida; Asterales; Asteraceae.